UGACUUGCUCCUAAUGCAAUCACCUGUUAUCAACCAAAAAGGGAAAACAAUUUAAUUAGUUUUAGCCCAGCGUCUUUAACAGAGGAAGAUCUCGUUGUAUUUCCUCCUGUUGUUCCCAUCCCAAUAGCACCAGCACAGGUCUCUUACCUCGGAUGCACGAUUCCAUAAUGCAACGAGAUUCUAUUGGUUGUUACUGAAGUUACUCUUUAGGCCAAUAUAGGGAGGUAUAGAAAAGAAAACUUUGCGUCGGUGUUUAAAAAUAGAAGCCUGAGAAUGAGACUUAAUUACUUCAAAUCUUUCAGCAAUAUUUUGAAGAUUUUUCGAGUUGGUUUCACACGAAUUUUUCAGAAAGACGUGCUGAGAAAGAAUGUUAGUAUAAACGCCAUGUUUUUCUGGCUAUGAAUAAUUACGAUAUAUUAAAGUUCCGGAGUUACAGACGAAUGUCAGCUUGUGUCAUGAUGCCUGGGUAAAUAUUCUGUCAAACAGGAACGCAACUCAUGAAAACUGAGUUCACAAGCAGAAGAUCGUGAAAGGUUUAAAAUGGAUGUCCUAGAUCUUCCCUCAAGAAGCUUAGGUCUGGUUAUUCUGGAAUGCAGCAUUUGUCUUUUGUUAAAUAUCGGCAGUUUAGUCGGUAAUGGCAUGCUUUGUGCCGCAGUCUACCGCAAUCCAAGACUCAGAUCCACGACCAACUUGUACAUCAUUGCUUUAUCUGUCGGAGAUCUCAUUUGCGCCGUUCUUGAAAUGCCGUUUACCUUUUGGACAUUAGUCGUGGGAAGAUGGGCCCUCGGUGACGGGAUGUGCCAAGUUCACGGUUUUGUCGACGUUUUCUCAACUUACUGUCCUCCGGCGACUAUGGGUCUUACAGCCUUCAACAGGUACAUCCGAAUCGUCAAGACUAAGAUAAAAAUAAGCAAAUCCAUCGCCUGUGUUUUUGCUGGUUUCUUUUUUUGCUGGAUACCAAUGUGGAGUUUGUCUCUUCUCAAUCGAUUCUACCCAACACCAGUUCCCAGAGUGGUGCCAUUGUUGGUGAUAUUUUUCGUGUUUUUAAGUAGUUCCAUCAACCCUCUUAUUUACGCGGCGAAAAAUAAUGGAUUUAGACAAGAGUUUCGCAAAAUGCUGUCUUGUCGUCGGCAACGAAGGCAAAUUGUCCCGAGACAAAAAAGAGCUGGGGCAAUCGUGGAGAACAUUGAACUACAUGAGCAUGCAGAUGUCUGCAGAAAUGUCACGUAUAUGGCCAUUUUAAAGAUGAGUGCGAACGGAAGUAUUCUUUAG
This is a messenger RNA of Pocillopora damicornis (cauliflower coral), 1272 nucleotides long. Its product is annotated as melatonin receptor type 1A-like. Lineage: Eukaryota; Metazoa; Cnidaria; Anthozoa; Scleractinia; Pocilloporidae. The record is from RefSeq and is a predicted model, not a curated record. Gene Ontology annotation, biological process: G protein-coupled receptor signaling pathway. Gene Ontology annotation, cellular component: membrane. Gene Ontology annotation, molecular function: G protein-coupled receptor activity.